Messenger RNA from Brassica rapa (field mustard), 4091 nucleotides. RefSeq lists its product as uncharacterized. The record is from RefSeq and is a predicted model, not a curated record. NCBI's taxonomy places the organism in Eukaryota, Viridiplantae, Streptophyta, Magnoliopsida, Brassicales, Brassicaceae.
UCAUCCACACUAGUAAAAAUCUAUCGCAUAGCCACUGUAGUGCCACUUAAAAACCGUGGCUAUUUAAAAGAAGCCACGAUACCGCCACGUAAAAGCCACGAGACGUAAAAAGCCACGGUAAAAUUAAGAAAGCCACGACCCAGUCACGAAACAAAGCGUGGCAACUAAAAGCCACGGAACCGCUACGAAAUUUUCGUGGCUGUAUAAAUUAGCCACGAAUUUGCCACUAAUAAAACGUGGCACCAUUUUGUUUUUUUGUGCCGACAUCAAAAAGGAAGUGUUACGUCCAAUCGUUUGACGAAAUGGGAUCUAGCCACGGUUGUUUCAUGGCUGUUUCGUGGCUAUACAUGCUUUUUGAGUCUUUAUUCUGGUUAUGGCAGAGAAAUAUUCGUUUGGCAAUGAUAUUUUAAGAGAGCCACGAAAAUUUCGUGGCCUGGUCGUGGCUAUGUCGUAUCAUAUAUACGCUUCAUAACCGUGACAUUUAGAACUUUUGUUCUUCUCUCAAAUUUUCAGAACAAAAUGUCUUUCUACUUUCAAUCUAGAGAAUGGAUGGAUCAAAGAAUUGAUCCUGAGAGUAAUCAGGUUUCUGAAAUAUUUCUUGGAGGUGUUGAUGCAUUUAUUCAAUUUGCGUGUAAUCAAGAAGAUUACAAAGAAAGAGAAACUUUGUUGUGUCCGUGUGCUCGAUGCAAAAAUGUGAAGCAACGUGAAGCAAGAGUUGUCGCACGACAUCUAUUCUUGUACGGUUUCAAGGGAAAUUAUUAUUUUUGGACGAGUCAUGGAGAGAAAUUCAACGAUCUUGGUGAGAGUUCUGGGGCGAAUCAUUCGACGGGUGAAGAAGAAAUGUUAGAGACUCCUAUUUGGAAUGCUUAUGAAGAUCACCACCUGAAUAUUCCAGAGGUACCCGCAGACAUUGCGCCAGCUUACAUGCCGGAAGCUAUAGAAGAGACAGACAUGGCACAACCCUAUCAUGAUAGUGUUUUUGAAGCAUUUGAAGCAGCAACUCAACCUCUCUACGAAGGAUGUGCAGAAGGAAUUUCUCAGUUGUCUCUUGCUUCGCGGAUGAUGAAAGUGAAGACAGAUUAUAAUCUACCAGAAGCUUGUGUAGAUGAGAUAUCUGAAGUAUUUAAAAACAUACUUCCGCAGCCAAAUAAAGCUCCAGCAACAUAUUACGAGACAAAGAAACUGACACGGUCGCUUGGGUUACCCUUACAGAAGAUUGACGUAUGUGUGAAGAACUGUAUGUUAUUUUGGAAGGGAGACGAUGCGAAGUUGGUCAGUUGUCGGUUUUGUGGAGAAGAUCGCUACUACCCGAAGAACGGAAAAGGUAAAAACAAACCGAAACAGAGAAUGUUUUACCUCCCAAUAGCAGAUCGUCUUAAACGUCUAUACCAACUUGAGGCGACAGCUUCCAAUAUGCGGUGGCAUAAGGAACAUGUAACUCCGGAAGGAGAAAUACAUCAUCCAUCUGAUGCCAUAGCGUGGAAACACUUCGGUGAGUUAUAUCCUGGAUUUGCUGCUGAAAGCCGAAACAUUUAUCUAUGCUUAUCAACGGAUGGGUUUAAUCCGAUUGGUAUGAAUGGCGAAGCACAUUCCCUUUGGCCAGUUAUUGUAACUCCAUACAAUUUGCCUCCGGGAAUGUGUAUGAAAAGAGAAUUCUUAUACCUUUCGGUGCUAAUUCCCGGACCCAAACAUCCAAGAAAAAGCUUAGAUAUUUACCUUCAGCCGCUGAUUGAAGAGUUACAGAGUUUAUGGAAAGAUGGAGUGGAGGCAUAUGAUAUUUCAAGGAAAGAAAGAUUCAUAAUGCGAGCAGUGUUGAUGUGGACGAUAAGCGAUUUUCCAGCGUAUGGGAUGCUUUCAGGUUGGACGACACAUGGUCGGUUAUCGUGUCCAUAUUGUCAAGAUGAGACAGGUGCGUUCUGGUUACGUAAUGGACGGAAACAUAGUUGGUUUGAUUGCCACAGAAGAUUUUUAGAUGAAGAUCAUCCUUACAGGAGAAACACUCAAGCAUUUACACGGGGAAAAACAGUUGUGGAUCCUCCUCCACCAUGGUUGACGGGAGAAGAAAUAUUGCGUGAGAGGAUAAAUAAUAUAAAAGGUUUAUCAAAGUCCGUUGAAUGUGGAGGGAAUGGACAUGAUAAUCCAUCCAAGACAAUAUCUGAAUACGGAGUUACUCACAAUUGGGUUAAGAAGAGUAUUUUCUGGGAGUUGCCGUAUUGGGAAACUCAUCUUCUUCGGCAUAACCUUGAUUUCAUGCACAUUGAGAAAAACUUCUUCGAUAACCUCACGAACACAUUGUUAAAUGCUCCUGGAAAGACAAAAGACAACGUCAAAAGCAGAUUGGAUCUUCCAGGUCUAUGCAAAAGGCGUGAUUUAGAGAUGAAAGAGGAUGGAACGAUGCCCGUGCCAAUAUUCAGGCUGUCAAAUGCGGCUAAGCGAGAAUUCCUUCUGUGGCUGAAAAAUGAUAUAAAAUUCCCCGAUGGAUAUUCCUCCAAAUUUAGUCGAUGUAUUGACGAAAGCAAUUUAAAGCUACAUGGACUGAAAAGUCAUGAUUGUCAUGUCAUUAUGCAACGACUCUAUCCAUUUGCAUUCGCGGAACUUCUUCCAAAAAAUGUUCAUACGGCAAUUAGAGAUAUUGCCCUCUUUUUCCGAGAUAUCUCUUCGAGGAUUUUGAAAGAAUCAGAUAUUGGUCUUUUAAAGGCAAAUAUCGGUGUGAAGCUUUGUAACUUGGAAAAGAUUUUUCCUCCAUCGUUCUUCGAUGUUAUGCAACAUCUUCUUGUGCACCUUCCAGAUGAGGUAGCCUUAGGUGGGCCCGUCCAUUUUAGGUGGAUGUAUGUAUUUGAAAGAUACAUGUACCAUUUGAAGAAGAUGGUCAGAAACAAAGCACGCAUUGCGGGUUCGAUAGUUGCACAAUGGAUAAACGAGGAGAUUUCAAGAGCAUCCUCAAAUUAUUUUGGUCAUCCUGAGAUCAUGAGCAUUCCAGAAGGUCCAAAUGAUAUUCGUUUCUCAUACAAUUAUCCGGAUGUACCACCUUUGUUUUACCACGAAGGGAGAAUCAGUGGUCAAUGCUCAACUGGUUGGUUAAAUGAUAAAGAUAACACCGUUCUUCAGACAUUUAUGAUGCUCAACUGUGAAACAUUUGCUCCAUAUGAAAGGAUGUUUGAAGAAUAUAUGACACGGAGUAUUCCUGAUAUUACUCCAGUUGCAAUGCAAAAAGCGAAAGACACCAACUUUGCAGAGUGGUGCAAAGACUAUAUUAAUGAUGCGACUCAGUUUUACACAUUUCCUAUGUGGAUGUUGGAUUUUGUACAAGGUCCUAGGCGCAAUUAUAGGUCUUGGCCAAUAUAUCACACCCGGGGAUACACUUUCCACACACAUAACCACGGUCAAAAUAGAAAAACUCAACAUUAUGGUGUUUGUGUUCCUGGAACCAAUGAGACAGACUACUAUGGCCUCAUACAGGAGAUUAUGAUGGUGGAGUAUCAUGGUGAUGUUGGCUUGAAGGUCAUGAUUUUUAAAUGUUCGUGGUUUGACACCACGGAAAAUCGCGGUAUGAGAAUACAUCCAUCUGGUCUUGUUGAUGUCUCACCACGAAGACAAUAUGCAAAAUAUGAUCCUUUUGUAUUACCUGGUAAUUGUGAUCAAGCAUGUUUUAUUUCUUAUCCACGGGUACGCCGACAUUCUGCCGAUGAUUGGUGGGCAUGCGCAAAAAUUAUUCCUCGAGGAAUCCGAGAAACGUCCGAAAUUGCUUUAACUGCGUGGCAGGAUGAUAGACGUGACCAAGUUGCAGAAAGUUCAUUGUUACGGGUGGAAACACAUGUUGUUGACGAUGUUUCUGAUUAUGAUCUUGCCCCGGUGAAUCCUCCAAACGAUGAAUAUGUAUCAGAUGUUGAGGUACAAUCAGACGGUGAUUCAGAGUAGUCAAAUAUAUGCUUAAGGUUGUAAAAUAUGUUAUAAGGUUUGUAAAAUAUGUUGUAAGGUUGUAAAAUAUGUUAUAAGGUUUGUAAAAUAUGUUGUGAGAUUGUUGGAAAAAUUAUAUUAUGUAAAAUAUAUGAAUGUAAUAUAUGAAUGUAUGAAGGGUUUGAAUUGUAGUU